Aspergillus thermomutatus is the source of this 936-nucleotide messenger RNA. Its product is annotated as aldo/keto reductase. NCBI's taxonomy places the organism in Eukaryota, Fungi, Ascomycota, Eurotiomycetes, Eurotiales, Aspergillaceae. Gene Ontology annotation, molecular function: aldose reductase (NADPH) activity. Gene Ontology annotation, cellular component: cytosol. The record is from RefSeq and is a predicted model, not a curated record. Bases 1 to 936 code for a protein of 311 amino acids. The transcript is spliced from 4 exons.
AUGCCGACUAAAUUCAAGCUCAACACCGGCGCCGAGAUUCCCGCCGUCGGUUUCGGAACCUGGCAAGACGAGCAUGCCCAGGAAGACGCCGUCGCAGAGGCUCUCAAAGCAGGAUACCGCCAUAUUGACACGGCCAGAGUAUAUUUGACCGAAAAGGCCGUAGGAAGAGCAAUCAAGAAGAGUGGUGUACCUCGAGAACAGCUUUUUAUAACGACCAAACUGUGGAACAACAAGCACCAUCCCGAUGAUGUCGCUCAGGCACUCGAUGCUUCUCUCGCCGACUUGCAGUUGGAUUAUGUCGACUUGUUUUUGAUACACUGGCCGGUGGCUUGGAAACGGGGAGAUGACCUCUUCCCCAAGGAAAAUGGGAAGUAUGUCCUGGAGGACAUUGACUAUGUGGACACAUAUAAAGCCAUGGAGAAAUUGCUGUCUACCGGCAAGACCAAAGCCAUUGGCGUUUCAAACUUCUCCAAGGCAGAGAUCGAACGCUUGAUCCAGAACACCUCGGUCGUGCCGGCUGUCCACCAGCUUGAAGGUCAUCCUUGGCUGCAGCAGCGCUCCUUUGUCGAUUGGCACAAGUCAAAGGGCAUCCAUGUCACGCACUACUCUCCCUUUGGCAACCAGAACGAGAUCUACUCCUCAAAAGGUCAGAUUGGCAAGCUGAUUGACGACCCGGUAUUGGUCGAAAUCGCGAAGAAGUAUAAUAAGUCCUCGGCACAGAUUGCUCUUGCCUGGGGUAUCACACAGGGCCAUUCGGUACUGCCAAAAUCCAAGACCCCAUCUCGAAUCAAGGCCAACCUCGAGGGCGACUUCCGUUUGAGUGAUGAAGAUAUGAAAAAGAUUCAAGGCAUCGACAAGAAGCUACGCUUUAAUGAUAGCAGUGCUGAUUUUGGUCGGGACUUCUUUACCGAUUUGGAUGGAAAGGAGUCGGUUUGA